GGCCAUGUCAGCAGAUGCUCACGUGCUGACAGCAGAGGAGAGGAACCAAGUUAUACUCGACCUUAAAGCAGCAGGAUGGUCAGAAUUAAGAGAGAGAGAUGCAAUCUUCAAAAUUUUUAACCAAGCCUUUGGCUUUAUGUCCCGAGUUGCUCUACAAGCAGAGAAGAUGAAUCCUCACCCAGAAUGGUUCAAUGCCUACAACAAGGUCCAGAUAACUCUCACCUCGCAGGACUGUGGUCAGCUGACCAAAGGAGACGUGAAACUGGCCAACUUUAUUGAAAAAGCAGCUGCUGCUUUGUGAUUUCUUUCAAAACCCAUGUAAAAUCUUAUAUACAUCUUAGGUCUAAUGCACUUUGUGGGUGAUUUACAUGAACAGAUUAAGCUGAAAAUUUAGUUCACCUUUGUAUCACAUUUUGUAAAAUCAGUGCUUAAAUACAAAACAA
Myotis daubentonii (Daubenton's bat) is the source of this 443-nucleotide messenger RNA. RefSeq names its product pterin-4-alpha-carbinolamine dehydratase 2-like. The record is from RefSeq and is a predicted model, not a curated record. NCBI's taxonomy places the organism in Eukaryota, Metazoa, Chordata, Mammalia, Chiroptera, Vespertilionidae. The transcript has a single exon. The coding region runs from base 5 to 301 and encodes 98 amino acids.